CCUGUGACAUAUAAAAGAGAGACAAUUUUCAAGCGAAACCAGUUUUUCAUAUAAGAAAGAAGUAUUUUCUCUUUGUUAUCCCAGACCAACAUAUAAAAUAAGUUACUUCAUUAAAAUAAUAUCAUAUGCCCACAUUCCACUUGUCCUAGGCCUAGAAGUCAUUAUUUGCCUACACAGACUGUGGAUGCUUAAUCUGCGGACAGCACAGAGCCAGUUUACCCAUGAAGUGCGAGAGCCAGGGCUGUAUGUCUGGAGGGUUGAGAAGAUGAAGGCCGUGCUCCUCGAACCAUCACAAAGGGGAAUCUUCUACAAUGGGGAUUCAUAUAUUGUGCUCGGCAACCGUGGAAAGGACGGAAGUGACCUACACAUGUGGAUGGGUGAGAAAUCAUCCCGGGAUGAGCAGGGUGCUUGUGCCAUGCUUGCCACUCAGUUGGACAGCUUCUUGGGAGGAGAGCCAGUACAACACCGACAGGUGCAAGGAUACGAGUCACCUGAGUUCAUGGGACUCUUCCCUAAAGGAGUCAGCUACAAGGAGGGUGGGGUGGAUUCUGGGUUUAAGAACGCCAGGACCAGGAUUGGCCCUGUUACACAUCUCUACCAAGUCAAAGGAAAGAAAAACAUCCGUGCAAGAGAGGUGGAGCUUAGCUGGGGGAGCUUCAACAAGGGCGACUGUUUUAUACUGGACCUUGGAGAGACUAUAGUCACAUGGAGAGGUUCCAAAGCCAAUAUGUUUGAGCGUCAGAAGGUGCGUGAGAUAGCAAUGCUGAUCAGAGACACUGAAAGGAAUGGGAAAGCUCAAAUCAUUGAUGUGACCGAGGGAGAGGAACCACUGGAGAUGGUUCAGGCACUUGGUCCAAUACCAGCUCUGAAGGACGGCUCAACAGAGGAAGAUGCUGAUGCAGACAUUACUAAUUCUGCUUCCCUUUACAAGGUGUCUAAUACGACUGGCCAAAUGAUCUUGACAAAACUAUGUGACAAAGGCCCUUUCAGUCAAGAGCUGCUGGAGAAAAAUGGCUGCUUCAUCCUGGACAAUGGAUCUAGUGGGAAGAUUUACAUUUGGAAAGGUAAUGGAGCCAAUGCGGACGUGAAGACAAUUGCCCUGAAGGUGGCAGAUGAGUUUAUUACAGAAAUGAACUAUCCCAGGAUGAGAACGCAGGUGGAAAUUCUCCCUCAGGGCCGUGAAUCUGUCCUCUUCAAACAGUUCUUCAAGAGCUGGAGAUAAACACACACCAACAUAUAGGAUGUACUGUAUGUAGAAAGUGGUACUCAUUUUGUAUAAUCACAAAGCAUACUAGUUUAGCUUAUCUGUUGCAACUCUUUGCUAUUAGCCAAAACAUGCUUGUUUGAUCCCAGGUUUUGUGAAAACUGGGAUGGGUGGCAUUUUUAUUCAGGAACUGCCCAUUUAAUAAAUAUAAAUACAUUUCUGAAUUGUUGAUUCUGUCACAUGUAUAAUGCUUUGCAUUAAUAUAAAGUGCCUAUAUACAA
Messenger RNA from Carassius auratus (goldfish), 1485 nucleotides. It is a transcript of the gene capga, whose product is annotated as capping protein (actin filament), gelsolin-like a. Bases 185 to 1222 code for a protein of 345 amino acids. Gene Ontology annotation, biological process: central nervous system development; actin polymerization or depolymerization; cell projection assembly. NCBI's taxonomy places the organism in Eukaryota, Metazoa, Chordata, Actinopteri, Cypriniformes, Cyprinidae. The transcript has 9 exons. Gene Ontology annotation, cellular component: cytoplasm; actin cytoskeleton. The record is from RefSeq and is a predicted model, not a curated record. Gene Ontology annotation, molecular function: actin filament binding; phosphatidylinositol-4,5-bisphosphate binding.